Molecule: messenger RNA, 1108 nt
Organism: Ctenopharyngodon idella (grass carp)
Lineage: Eukaryota; Metazoa; Chordata; Actinopteri; Cypriniformes; Xenocyprididae
Gene: mrps18b
Product: mitochondrial ribosomal protein S18B
Exons: 7
Coding region: 6-737 (243 amino acids)
Biological process (GO): mitochondrial translation
Cellular component (GO): mitochondrion; ribosome
Molecular function (GO): structural constituent of ribosome
Source: RefSeq, a predicted model, not a curated record
ACAAAAUGGCAGCCUCCUUACAACGCAUUGGAACAGUUAUCUGCCGCACAUUUCCUGUUAUUUUACAACGAAAUCUCCAAAGACAGAGAAUUCGUGAUUGUAAAAUAACUUUAAGUGCUGCUCCAGUGCUGCGUGUGAAUUUUUGUACAUCAUCAUCAUCAUCAGCUGAGAGCACCGAUUCAACUGAGACACUGUCUAGAUAUGCAGACAGACCAUGGGAAUACUUAGAAAGUGAAGAGUACAUUGAGCGCUAUGGAUCAAAGCCUGUGUGGUCCAACUACAGGAGGAACCAUAAGGGGGGCGUCCCACCUCAAAAGACAAGAAAGACCUGUAUUAGAGGAGAUAAGAUAUGUGCGAACGCUUGUCCCAUCUGUCGUGAUCCAAAUGUCAUUAUCCACUACAAGAAUGUGAAUCUGUUGCAGCAGUUCAUUAGUCCUCAAACUGGAAAGGUGUAUGAUCCCACUCGAACCGGUGUGUGCAUGAAACAACAGAAACUACUUAACAAGGCCAUUGAUACCGCUAGAGAUCAUGGCUUACUUUCUGUCCAGUUACCUCAUGUGGACUACUCUAAAGAAGACUACUCAAACAGCCAUGGUGCUGUUGCACCAACCCCUGCUCCAUUUUCUUUCAGCUCUGGAGAACUGUGGUACUCAUGGUAUGGUAGUAUAAAACCAGAUGAGCGAGAACUGGCAAGAGUGAAGCGGAUCUACAAAGACUACCUGAAACCGGAUGUUUGAGUCUUGUUUGUAAUAGACUUUAGUCAGGGUUGACGCCAUACUAAAUUUCUUCUGAAAACGAGGCUGUGAGGGGUAGACUUAGUCUUUACAAUGGCAUGCACUGGAUAAAGGUCCAAGAUCACACAUAAUUUAUGGAGUUUUUGUCUACAAAACAAUGAUUUGCCAGCUAAACAAUUGUCAUGUACAAUUAAUUCAACACAUUUCUGUCCCUCAGACUUGUUUUAAUUCUUGUCAGAAACUAAAUACGGUGCUACCCUGACUACAGUCUAUAGAAAGACACAUUUCUCCUUAAGUGUUGUUACAUUCUGUCCAACCAAGAUGAGCAUAAAAUACAUUUAACUUGUUAAAAUAAAAGCUCUACAACAACUUGA